Molecule: messenger RNA, 8363 nt
Organism: Suricata suricatta (meerkat)
Lineage: Eukaryota; Metazoa; Chordata; Mammalia; Carnivora; Herpestidae
Gene: SMAD4
Product: SMAD family member 4
Exons: 13
Coding region: 366-2024 (552 amino acids)
Biological process (GO): BMP signaling pathway; cell differentiation; transforming growth factor beta receptor signaling pathway
Cellular component (GO): heteromeric SMAD protein complex
Molecular function (GO): RNA polymerase II cis-regulatory region sequence-specific DNA binding; DNA-binding transcription factor activity, RNA polymerase II-specific; I-SMAD binding
Source: RefSeq, a predicted model, not a curated record
CCUUCGGUGUGAGGGCGAGUGCUGGCUCUUUGACUGUGGGGAGGGAACUCAGACACAGCUGAUGAAAAGCCAGCUUAAAGCAGCAAAGAAUUGGAAACCACCUGAACUGCAAAAGAAUUUAUAACCCGUUCAUUUGGGGCAUCCACUUCCACAUCACAGACGCCAAUUUCUGAAUUGUCCCUUUGGAUUGCCAUGGAGGUUUUAACAUCUUGAGUUGAUGCGCCUUAAGUAAUGGGUUAUCCUGAAUACCACAUGCCUAAUAAUUUUCCUUGCAACAUUAGCCAUUGUUUUUCACUGCCUCCAAAAGAUAAAAAUUUCUCCGGACAUUGGAGACCUAUUUGAUUUAAAAGAAAUAACUUUAACAAAUGGACAAUAUGUCUAUUACAAAUACACCAACAAGUAAUGAUGCCUGUCUGAGCAUUGUACAUAGUUUGAUGUGCCAUAGACAAGGUGGAGAGAGUGAAACAUUUGCAAAGAGAGCAAUUGAAAGUUUGGUAAAGAAGCUGAAGGAGAAAAAAGAUGAACUGGAUUCUUUAAUAACAGCUAUAACUACAAAUGGAGCUCAUCCUAGCAAAUGUGUUACCAUACAGAGAACAUUGGAUGGGAGGCUUCAGGUGGCUGGUCGGAAAGGAUUUCCUCAUGUGAUAUAUGCUCGUCUCUGGAGGUGGCCUGAUCUUCACAAAAAUGAACUCAAACAUGUUAAAUAUUGUCAGUAUGCAUUUGACUUAAAAUGUGAUAGUGUCUGUGUAAAUCCAUAUCACUAUGAACGAGUUGUAUCACCUGGAAUUGAUCUCUCAGGAUUAACACUGCAGAGUAAUGCUCCACCAAGUAUGUUGGUGAAGGAUGAAUAUGUUCAUGACUUUGAAGGACAGCCAUCAUUAUCCACUGAAGGUCAUUCAAUUCAAACCAUCCAGCAUCCACCAAGUAACCGUGCCUCAACAGAGACCUACAGCACCCCAGCUCUGCUAGCGCCGUCUGAAUCUAAUGCCACCAGCACCACCAACUUUCCCAACAUUCCUGUGGCUUCCACAAGUCAGCCUGCCAGUAUACUGGCAGGCAGCCAUAGUGAAGGAUUGUUGCAGAUAGCUUCAGGGCCUCAGCCAGGACAGCAGCAGAAUGGAUUUACUGGUCAGCCAGCUACUUACCAUCAUAACAGCACUACCACCUGGACUGGAAGUAGGACUGCACCAUACACACCUAAUUUGCCUCACCACCAAAACGGCCAUCUUCAGCACCACCCGCCUAUGCCGCCCCAUCCCGGACAUUACUGGCCAGUUCACAAUGAGCUUGCAUUCCAGCCUCCCAUUUCCAAUCAUCCUGCUCCUGAGUAUUGGUGUUCCAUCGCUUAUUUUGAAAUGGAUGUUCAAGUAGGAGAGACAUUUAAGGUUCCUUCAAGCUGCCCUAUUGUUACUGUUGAUGGAUAUGUGGACCCUUCUGGAGGAGAUCGCUUUUGCUUGGGUCAACUCUCGAAUGUCCACAGGACAGAAGCCAUUGAAAGAGCAAGGUUGCACAUAGGCAAAGGUGUGCAGCUGGAAUGUAAAGGUGAAGGUGAUGUUUGGGUCAGGUGCCUUAGCGACCAUGCAGUCUUUGUGCAGAGUUACUACUUAGACAGAGAAGCGGGCCGUGCACCUGGAGAUGCUGUUCAUAAGAUCUACCCAAGUGCAUACAUAAAGGUCUUUGACUUGCGCCAGUGUCAUCGGCAGAUGCAGCAGCAGGCGGCCACCGCGCAAGCUGCAGCCGCCGCCCAGGCCGCGGCCGUGGCGGGAAACAUCCCUGGCCCGGGCUCAGUAGGUGGCAUAGCCCCAGCCAUCAGUUUGUCAGCUGCCGCCGGCAUCGGUGUCGAUGACCUUCGCCGUUUAUGCAUACUCAGGAUGAGUUUUGUGAAAGGCUGGGGACCGGAUUACCCAAGACAGAGCAUCAAAGAAACGCCUUGCUGGAUUGAGAUUCACUUACACCGCGCCCUCCAGCUCUUAGACGAAGUGCUUCAUACCAUGCCUAUCGCUGACCCACAGCCUUUAGACUGAGGUCUUUCACUGUUGGGGCCCUUAACAUUGUCAGGAUGGUGGACUAUAAAAUACAAUCCUGUUUAUAAUCUGACGAUAUAUUUCACUUUUGUUCUGCUUUAUCUUUUCAUAAAGGGUUGAAAAGUGUGUUUGCUGCCUUGCUCCUAGCAGACAGAAACUGGAUUAAAACAAUUUUUUUUUCCUACUUAGAACUUCUCAGGCAUGGCUCAGAGCUUGAAGAUCAGGAAAAACACAUUCUUAUUAAAUCUUUACAAGUUAUGUAUGAAGGAAUCAUUCCAGUGCUGGAAAAUUUAGCCCUUUAAAAUGUCUUAGAGCCUUUUAUAUGCAGAACAUCGAUACAUGUGUUAUUCUAUAGAAAAAAUUCAAUAUUGCUGAUUUUAAAGGAGAGAAGUUCUCAAAGUUAAUUCACCUAUGCUAUUUUGUGUGCAAGUUGUUAUUAUUGAACAUACUUUACUCCAAAAUAUUGUGCCAUGUGGGUGAGUUAAUUUUACCAAGAGCAACUUCACUCUGUGUUUAAAAAAUAAGAUAGUGAUGUAUUAUAACCUUUUAUCCAAAAUAUUUUUUUGCAAGUUAAAACUAGUGAAGGCGAUUUUAAUUCAGAUGGUCUUGCAACUUCAAUUUUAUUUUUGCCAAGGCAAAACACUAAUCUGUGUGUAUACUGGGAAUUCCUUAAAAUCACCCACAAAAACAUACCAUUUAAAAUUUACAUUUGUUAUUCCUAUUUGGUAACUAUUUAUCAAGAAAUAUUCUUUUGCCCUGUUAUGCAGUAGAUAUAUUCUUUUAUAUUUCUAGGCACAAGGUUGGUCACUUAGAAGCCUAGAAGAGAAAUUUCUUUCCUUCAUUAAUUCAUAAGGAAAGGUUUUGUAUUUUUAAAAACACUAAAAGCAGUGUCACUCCACCUAAUAUCUCACCAUUCUGCAAAGGUGGCAAUGCUUAAACUGAGUAUUUUGGAAACUGCUAAAUUCUACGUUAAAUACUGUGCAGAAUAAUGGAAACAUUACAGUUCAUAAUAGGUAGUUUGGAUAUUUUUGUACUUGAUUUGAUGUGUGACUUUUUUUUCGUAUACUGUUUAAAUCAUGUAUGUUAUGACAUUGUUUAAAAUUCAGUUUUUGUAUCUUGGGGCAAGACUGCAAACUUUUUUAUACCUUUUGGUUAUUCUAAGCCCUUUGCCAUCAAUGAUCAUAUCGAUUGGCAGUGACUUUGUAUAGAGAAUUUAAGUAGAAAAGUUGCAAAUGUAUUGACUGUACCACAGACACAGUAUGUAUGCUUUUUACUUAGCUAGUAGCCUAAAUAAAACCGAAUCUCAACAUACAAAGUUGAAUUCUAGGUUUUUUUAAGUUUUGUUUUCUUUUGCACUUUUGAGCUCAACCUCAGAAGCAGGAUACCUUCUACUAGAUGACAGGCAGCAGCCGGCACUGUUGGGCGGCUUUGGUUUCCCUCACGCUCUGCCAGGACUUCCCCAUGGACAUUAUGUGUUGAGUGUAGAGUUGGGUUUUUUUUUAAGCGUUUAUUUUACUGGAGCAAAAUAAGUCUGAUUGUCUACAAGGUAAAUAGGUUAUCUACAGGAUGAAUAGUGUGAAAUAAAAACCAAGGAUUAUCUUUCAGAUGCUUUUAGGUUUUGCUUGGAGGGCCUUCUUAGGUGUAGUAAGACUCUCGAAGGAGUGUUACAAGUAUGAGAUUGGAGGAUCACUUAGGCGGAACAGUCACCCUGUACUGGCUGUGAUGACUGAGUCUUCUGCUUCCUGCUCAGAAGGUCGUCUUCGUAAGACCGUCCUAGGAACCACUGAGUUUGCUUAUUGUGAUUUAAACCUAGAUCUGGACCAAGGCUACAUGUCUUUCGAUUUAAAAUACUUUCUCUGCCAGCUCAUUUGAACUCUUGCGUACUUACAGAUCCUUUUUGUUAAAGACAGAAUUUUUUAUCUGUAAAAGUUUGGCGGCUUAUGUUUUUUUGGCAGAUUUAAAAAAAAAGAUUAUCUUCAUUCCCUAGAAAUUGCUGGCUUCAGGUCCAUAUUACUACGAAUGAAGAAUAAGAGUGACAAGAGAGAGUUUUAAAAUCCAGAUUAUUUGAUUAGGAUCGCUAUGAUAUAAUCCGUUGCCUCCUUUUCUCUUUUAAGGAAGGUCUUCAUGUUUUAUCAUCUGGGGAAAGUACGUGAAAAUAUUUGCUAAAAUGUUUAUCUCUGAAACCAAGCCACCUGUCUUGGUUUCUUUCUGCUAAGAGCCAUAAUGUUACUACCAGUAUGUAGAAUUACUUCUAGUUAUUAAUUGCUUUAUAUUUGUACCUAGCUUCAGUCAUAUGCUUUUGAGAAAACAUUUAGUAUGUUAAUGAUCAGUUAUUUCUGAGAGCUUAGUUGUUAAACAGUAUUUCCAUUUCUUAGAGAUAGUCAUCUUUGAUGAGUAAGACUCAAGAAUCACUAGGUUUAAAAUGUUAUGGCUACUUUAGAGUAGAAUAGUUUUCCACAGUUCUCAGAAUCUGAUUAUUUUGAGGAUAUGGUUCUGGGUAGAUUUUCUCCAGCCAUUUCAUAUCUCAAAAUGUAGAACUUCAGUGAAAGCUGAGUGAGGGUUGAACCAAGUACCCGUCUAAUCCAGUACGAGGCCAUUCCACUUUGGUCCAGUGCCUUUCAGUGCGUCAUCAAAGGGAAUCCUUCAUGGGGUUGCCUUUAUUUUCUAGGGAGUAGAUUCUUUUGAGGGACAUAACCUGUCUCAUUUUUCGUAGUGUGCUAUCCCUGGUAUACAAAGAUAAUGGUAAUAAAUCACUGCCAUAUAACUUUGUUUUUCUAGAAGUACUGCCCAUUUGUAUUGACCUGCCUACCAAAUAGGUCUCCUUGUCCCAUUCUUCCUGUAGUCAUUGUAGGCUCACAGGCUGGGUGGUCUUGCUUAAGGAUUACCAUCCUCGAAUUAUCCAAGGAAACUGAACACGUAUUAGCUGUGUUGUAUUUCAAAGUUAAAAAUCCAUUUUUGUAGGGAAGGGUGUGGUGUAAAGGGGAGUAUUUGUAAUAGAAAAUUUGAAGGUAAAAUAAAACAUCUUGUCUUCCAGAUGAUAAACAUCUUACUUUUACAGAUUUAUUGCUGGUAUCUUUUUGACUAUGCCCAUCUGGAGAAGGGAAAUUUCACAUGUUCCCAUUGUGCUCCUCAUGCAUCUGUGGAGGUUAGGGAAUGUAAGGUGAAAUAUUUCAGCCUGUGGUUUGGUGGUAACUGGUUAAUAGUUACUCACUAGCUAUUAUGCAAAAUCAGAUUAGUUCAGGUCUUUUUUAGAGCCUUUUGGAAGAAGCAGGUUUAUUCUGAGUAGUGAGUAGGGCAGAAUCCUCUUUAGUGAUCGUUUCUAUAGUUUUCAUCAUCAUUACGUCAUUUUACUGGCAUUUUAUGUAAUGGUAGCAGAUUGGAAAGAUGAUGAAUUUUAGGUACUGAGGUACGUGAGUAUAUGAAAACAAUUACCUGCAAAAUCACUUAACUUUUUUGUAGAGGGGCUGGGCUAAGACUAGCAGAGAAGAGCAUGAAGAAAUGCUUGCGCUUUUUUCCCCCCGUUUUCAGAGCUCUUUAUUAUACUUUUUCACUUGAUCUUUAUAGUAACUCCGAGAGAGGGGGUUAGAGGGAAGGAAAUGCUUUUUUUCUUUCUAAAGGCAGACCUCACUUGUCACAGAUAGCUAUCUGUAAAUAGUCACCUGAAUUCUUAUUUGCAAAGCUUACAGAAGAGGGGCUUGGAGAGUCUUUUGUGCAAGCCUUUCCCUUUUUUCUGACAACUAGAUCAUUUCUCCUAGGAUGUAUCAGGAAGGAUGUAGAAAGUUAGUGGCCACAUUCACAGAAGCAUCCUCAGCGUGGCCUGGUCCCUAGCACUUGGGCCAGUGCUACCGGACUGUUGACCAUGUUUAUCUGCUGUCACUGUGGAAUGGAAUUUCCCACAUUACCCAGACUUGCCUUAUUUAAGCCUUUUUAUUUUAGCCAUUUUGGGGAUGGAGUUAUUGAUAUGUAUAUCAGAGAACAUACUGGAUACAGUGGUUUUUUAUUUGUGCCUGUCUUUGUAGACGUCAGCGGCUGCUAAGGUUUUGCCUUGAUAAACUAAAUGGUUGCAGACUGCUAUGGUUUUGAAUGUUUACCAUCUUUUUUUCUUUUUUUUUUUACUUCUAAUAGACCACUUUGUACCUCCCCUUAGUAAUUUCUUCUUCCCUUUCUGAUUCAUUUUUCCAAUUGCUUGGGCAAGAAACCCAGAUAACCAGACUUAUCAGAACUACCUUUAAAACACAAGGACAAACUGGGACGGAUCCCAAGAAACUUUUCCUGUGAAGUAUUGAAAAGGCCUUCAGUGCUUUGAUGUCUGACAUUGGUUUGACUGCUUAGAAUGUUUCCUGAUGCUUUGCUGAGUUCAGGUAGCUGAAAUAGGGAGAAGUGGGUCAGAUUCAUAUUUCCCCCUUUGAAAGAUUUUAAAAGGUUUUGUUGUUUUCGCCUCAAUGCUGCUCGUACAAAAACUGGGGUUACAGGGGUUACUAAGUUGUCAGCAGUAGUCAGAGGCAUGCUUGCCUAGAGGAUACCAGCAAAACAAAACAAAAUGAACAACAAAAAACAGACCUUUGGAAAUGACAGGGUUAUUUUUGUUUUGUUUUGGUGUCCCCUUUUGAGUCCUGUCUUCUGGCUUUUCCUCCUCUACAGACAUUUUUAACCUAUAGGUGCCUUUAUGAGAAUUGAGGGUCUGAUAUCCUGCCCUAAGGAGUAGCUAAAGUACUUGCUAAUGUUUUCAGGGAUUUUAACAUCAGACUUGAAUGGAUGAAUGAAUGAAGCGUUUUCUUCCCUCCCCCCCACCACCCCCUCUCCCUCCCUCCCUCUCUCUUUCAUAGGAAGGACUGAGGUGAAGACAAUCAUUUCUCUGUAUUGAUGUGGAUAGUUUUCACAGUGUAUUUCAGAUGCUUUCACAAUAGGUCUCAGAGCCCAUGUUCUCAUUCAGCCUAAACCUAGUGGCUCUGGGCUGGCACCAGGUACACUCUGGUUUGCACUCUGCCACUAAUUUGAUGUAUGACCUUGAGCCGGUCAUUUCCCUUCUCUGGGCCUCAGUUGCCUCAUCUGUAAAAUGAGGGAGUUGGACUAGAUGUAUUCUAGCUCUGAAAUUUAAGUGACCUUGCCUACCUUGCAGCAGUUUUUGAUUUCUUCCUUAGUUCUGCUCUGCUGUUUGAAGGGGCUUUGUACUUAUUUCCAUGUUAUUCAAAUGAGAUUAGGCUUGAUAUUUUAUUACUAUUCUCCUAUGGACAAGAAGUUACAUAAUGUGUCCUUGAGACUUAAUUUAACCAAAGGCCUAGCACCACCUUGCAAUAAAUACUUAGAAAAAAAACUGAGAGGAGGGGAAAAGCCUUCAUUCUAUUUUCCCAUCAUCUAGAUUAAAGGUUUCUUAAGGCUUUUUUUUUUUAAUUUUUGAGGCAUGGCGUUCUGCCUUUUGGGUUGGUAUGUGUGUGACACCAUCCUCUUAAUGCUGUGUGCUGGUAAUGUUUUUUUCCAACUAAAAUGAAUUGAAAAGUUAAUGUAACAGUCUAAUGACAUUAGAGGUCAUUACUUCUGGUCUUUGGUUUCUUAACCUCUUUUAUGUUCAAUACAGGGAAAAUCCUCUGAACCACAUCAAAUAAAAUGGUUCAUAUGAUAGAAGAAAACAAUACCAGUGAAUGAUCAUUCACUUUAUUCUUGGCUCUUUUUGGGUCCAUUUUGAUUAGAAUACUUUGGGGUAGAGCAUUUCUUUCAGAGUACUUUUCUGGCCUAUUCUUGGAUGAAUAUCAUUAGUGAACUUGUCUUUUUCAAGGACCUUGAGAGCCUUCCUUGGGGGUGGGUCCAGGGUGGGGGGUUGGGGAGUCCUGGUAGAGGCCAGCUCUGUGACAGCUGGAGAGGAGGGAGGAAACCAGCUGCUGUUGCCAUGGCUGCGUGUCACUGAUAGAAGGACUCCCGGGCUUAGGUUGGUUGAAAGGCUAAACACGGAGUUGACAGACUUCCUCCAGAUAGUGGGUUCUGGCCAAUGCCUUGGACAUGUGAUUUAAGGGAAACGUGGGGAUGCUUAUAGAUGAUCCAAACCGGGUGGGCCACUGAACCACUGGAGGAAGUGACUGGGGGGUGGGGACCGAUUCAGUCGCGGUAUUUCCCCAUGCUGCCUCCUCCCCUACAACCAGAGGAAUGCAGCUAAGCCAAAACCCAGAGAAGAGCCACACUUAGCCUCUGCUUUUGGGAAAACUGGUCAGCUGAAGCUCCCGUCGCUCCUUCGCGGCUUUCUGUAUGCUUUUGCCUGGUUGAAGUCUGUGGCUAAGAAAUAGUUGAACCUUUCCUGAGAACUCUGUAACAAAGUAUGUUUUUGAUUAAAAGAGAAAGCCAAUUAAA